This is a messenger RNA of Solanum pennellii, 865 nucleotides long. Its product is annotated as protein LIGHT-DEPENDENT SHORT HYPOCOTYLS 10. Gene Ontology annotation, cellular component: nucleus. Lineage: Eukaryota; Viridiplantae; Streptophyta; Magnoliopsida; Solanales; Solanaceae. The record is from RefSeq and is a predicted model, not a curated record. Gene Ontology annotation, biological process: response to light stimulus; mRNA transcription. The transcript has a single exon. The coding region runs from base 180 to 740 and encodes 186 amino acids.
UUCCUUUCUCUAAGCUAAAACAAUUCAUUAAAUUAAAACAUAAAACAAAUCUAUUCUCCACCCAAUUUAUGUUUACUUUUUCUUUUUUAAAAAAAAUUGUCUUGGUAGUGUUACAAAUAAUUAUUCCUUGGUAGAAAUUAAAACCCCUUCUUGAGAAGAUAGGGAAACAAUUUCAAUCUAUGAUGUCAUCAAGUGAGCAAAGAAGGGAAGUAGGAGGAGGAGAAGGAGAAGGAUCAUCAUCAAUGACCUUAACACAAUCCGAUCAUCAUCAUCAGCUAUCACCAGCUCCUCAAUUGAGUCGUUACGAGUCUCAGAAACGUCGUGAUUGGAAUACUUUUGGUCAAUACUUGAAGAAUCACAAACCCCCGAUACCUUUACCUCAGUGCAACUAUAAUCACGUGUUAGAUUUUCUUCGAUACCUAGAUCAAUUUGGAAAGACUAAGGUACAUUUAAAUGGAUGUGUAUUUUUUGGACAAGUGGAACAAGUUGGACCAUGUACAUGUCCACUUAGACAAGCAUGGGGAAGUUUAGAUGCACUAAUUGGAAGGCUUAGAGCUGCUUAUGAAGAAAAUGGAGGAUUACAAGAGACUAAUCCAUUUGCUAAUAGUGCUAUUAGAAUUUAUCUACGUGAGGUAAGAGAUUCUCAAGCUAAAGCAAGGGGAAUUCCUUAUAAGAAGAAGAAAAAAAAGAGGAAAAUUCAAAUUAAUUCUAGUAAUAACAAUGAGGUAAAUUCUACUUGAUUUUUCACAAGAGGAAAAAAAAAUGAAUGGUAAAAUUUAUUUCUUUUAUAAUAAGAAGGUUAUUUCAAUUUGCUUUUGGAAGAUUUGUAUAUGGUCAUAGUUUCAAUAUUAUGAGUAUUAAACUA